Messenger RNA from Uncinocarpus reesii 1704, 2124 nucleotides. RefSeq lists its product as uncharacterized. The transcript is spliced from 2 exons. Gene Ontology annotation, molecular function: ATP binding; ATP hydrolysis activity. NCBI's taxonomy places the organism in Eukaryota, Fungi, Ascomycota, Eurotiomycetes, Onygenales, Onygenaceae. The coding region runs from base 1 to 2124 and encodes 707 amino acids. Gene Ontology annotation, cellular component: mitochondrion. The record is from RefSeq and is a predicted model, not a curated record.
AUGCGCAGGAUACACACUGUCCGCUGCUGGCGGGCCAUUCGCCCACCCCUGUUCCCCUGUCGCUUCUCGCAUUCAGUCUCCGCGCCGCCGCUCGUUCAAAUCACACGCGCAACGUUCUACCGGGAGUAUCCCACGCCCGAGCUGCCGCAAAAAGGCAAUCUACCCAUCUACCCAGACCUCUCCUUCAUUCUCCCCUCCAAAGCUUCGUCGCCCAAGGAGCUCCAGCACUGGGCCAUAGUCGGCUCGUCGGGCAAAGCCAAGUUUCUGGACGUCCUCAGAGGACGAUAUAUAUGCAUCCCUCCGGCUGCGAGGUCCUACCCAUACCUCGCCACGGAAGAAAUUGACGGCAAGGAUCACCGCCUGCGAUUCCCCGGCUUUGCAAUCAAGCAUGUUGGGUUCAACGGCGAUGCGAAGCGGGCGUCUGGCGGAGUGCGAGGGGCGUAUCUGAGUGCCAGGUAUGAGAGUCUGAGGGAGGAGACCGAUUUUACCGUUUUGCAGUACUUGAGAGGUGAAACGGAGUUGAACCCGCUGGACGAGGGGAGCAAGGUCGACCAAGAUGUUUUGGACCGUGUUAUCCACGAUCUGAAGCUCGAGGCGUUGGUUGAUAUGCCCGUCGCGAACUUGAGUAAUGGCCAGACGAGGCGAGCGAGGAUUGCAAAAGCACUGUUGGAUGGGCCUGAGCUGCUACUCCUGGACGAACCGUUUAUGGGAUUGGAUCCGCCAACGGUCCAGAGUCUCUCGCCAUUGUUAUACAACCUGGCGGCGGCAAGCAAUCCGCGGAUUAUUAUGACUUUGAGGCCGCAGGACCCGGUGCCUGCGUGGAUUACUCACCUGGUUAUCCUGGGAGACGAAGACACCGUGGCUCUCCAGGGUGUACGGUCAGAAGUUUACCGGCAAUUGCACAUCUGGAGGGCUGUUUCGGAUCGGGCAACAAGCUCUACACCUGAGCAUGGAAAGGUGGCAUUAUUGCCGCGUAGCCCACAGGAAGAUACGUUCUACAAGGGCCUCACGUCUACAGAGCAGGCGAUAUACGACCAUGCGGAAUCGCUGCGUGCCAAUGGCUUGUUCGAGCCCAGCCUGAGCAUCCUCAACGAUUUCGGCCUGGUCGCUGCAAAAGCAGAGGAAUCGAAAGUUUCUACGAGACCAGCAUCGUACGGCGAGCCCAUUAUUGAAAUGGACGGCGUUCGAGUGAGCUACGGUGACAAGGUGGUCCUGGGCGACUGGCGGCAGUCCGUCAACGGCCAGACCAAGCCGGGCUUCCACUGGACUGUCCGGCGUGGCCAGAGAUGGGGCGUCUUUGGCCUCAAUGGCUCUGGGAAGACCACGCUCGUCUCAUUGAUUACAUCGGAUCACCCGCAAGCAUACGCACUUCCGAUCAAAUUCUUUGGCCGCUCGAGAUUACCGGAGCCCGGGAAGGCGGGUAUAUCGGUUUUUGACCUGCAGAAGAGAAUCGGCCAUUCGUCCCCUGAAAUCCACGCUUUCUUCCCGCGGCGUCUAUCGAUUCGCGCGUCGCUUGAAAGCGCAUGGGCGGAUACGUUUCUGGCGAAGCCUCAGCUGGAUCAGGAGCGGGACCGCGAUGUUGAUUCUGCGCUGAAGUUUUUCGAAGCAGAUUUAAACCCGGAUUUCAUGCCUCGGUCGGCACGAGCUCGCAACAUGGGAUGGACGACAUCGACGAGCUUUAGCAGCCUUAGCAUGGCGCAGCAACGCCUUUUGCUUUUCCUUCGCGCGGUGGUUCACAAGCCGGAGCUCGUCGUCCUCGAUGAACCGUUCGCCGGCAUGUCGCCUUCGCUGAGAGAUAAAUGCUUGCAUUUUCUUGAAGUCGGAGAGACAACAGCCGCGAGCAGUGGGUCGCGAAGGGUGAAGGGGUGUGACUUGUGGCAUUUACCAGCUGACGGUUCUGAGCAUGAAAUCAGGCACACAGGGCUCAGUGAGGAGCAAACGCUGAUUGUCAUCAGCCAUGUCAAGGAGGAAGUGCCGGACAUUGUGUCGCACUGGAUGGUGUUGCCGAGUCAAGCAGGCGGUGAUCUAAAUUUGAGAAUGGGGAUGCUGAAAGAGAACCAAUGCCUCGCAUCGAAUGAGGUUUGGGAAAGGAUCUGGAGUACAUCUUCAACUACUUUGGCGUAG